Molecule: messenger RNA, 2392 nt
Organism: Mizuhopecten yessoensis (Yesso scallop)
Lineage: Eukaryota; Metazoa; Mollusca; Bivalvia; Pectinida; Pectinidae
Exons: 2
Coding region: 145-912 (255 amino acids)
Source: RefSeq, a predicted model, not a curated record
GCACAGAACACAGAUGAAAAAAUAAAGGUUGAGGUAUCAAACACAGUCAAGAAAACUGAAGCAAGUCUAAUACAAGCUGAACCUGGAGAUAGACCAACUCCAAACUCAAACUUUGAUCCAAAGCUGGAUGUGAUAAAAUCUGACAUGUCGGAGACAACUGACCAUAAGCAAAGUAUAAAUACUGAUGCAGGUCAGAGGUCAGUCGACAAGUUUAGUGAAAAUACAAACACACUGAAUGGAAACACUCUGAGUGCGUGCAAUAUGAUUGACAACAUUCUCGUGUCGCUGGUUGACAGGAAGGAUGCUGCAUCAGGCAAUGUGGUGGACAGUAGCUGUGGGACUGUUCAUUGCCCGAUAGACUCUCAAGAAAAUUAUAUUGAAUUACUAUGUAACUCAGCAGCAGUUUCUGCUCCUACACAACAAAUCAGCACAGAUUCAGCGGUUAAUCUCCUUACAUCACAAAUGAUUGGUUUAGAAAAUGCAGCUUUCCCCCUUUCUCCACAGAUUACCAGCAUGGAUACGUCACCUUCAUUGACUAAAUCAGAUUUGUCUGGAUUUGAAUGUGGAUUGGAAGGUUUCACUAGCUUAAAAACACCAACUGCUGGAAAAGGAGAGCAGAAAUCUCUAUGCAUUUUGUCCACAGAAGCCAAUAUCACGCCUGUAAGUAGUGUGGUCAGUGCCGCCACCGAUAUCACUAUGCGCAAUAACUCUCCACAAUUUGACAAUUCGUCCAGUGAUGAGAAGACAAAAGACUUGUUGAAGGACAGUGGUGAUGUUCAAUCUGUUCAUACUUCCAUCACCAUGGCAACCAGCAGCCCAGCAGGGGGGUCCUUCAUUUCUGAGGUGCCAUGCGUCACGGGACAGGAGUACCUGGUGACUCCUCCUCAGCAAGUGGCGGCCGUCAACUCUUAGUAGAGGUUGGAGAAGGGAGCCAACUCUUCGUAUAGGUUGUACCAAGGUGGACAUUUUAAGUGUAGAUUGUAUCACAAAGUCAUUUCUUAAUAUGCUGUGAAAGGUGUUUUUUUCACACAAAAUAUUUUUAUUAGUACAUUAACUAGGGUUGGAACGGUUAAAAAUGUGUUGUGCGUUGGUGAUGGAACCGUAAAUGAUGGAUCGUCAUCUUGAACCUAAUAUAGUAUUAAAAAUUGCAUCAUGGAUAUUUCCGGUGCCAAAUUAGUAGCUAAACAGAUAGCAGUUGACAAAUGCACCUCGUAAUGCAUCUAACCUCAGCUUUUUAAGUUGAAUUACUUAGUGGAAUUUUCCCUCUUUCACAGGAUGCAUGUUUUUACUCGGCAUUUGUGUUAAGUACAAGUUAAACAGUAAAGACAAUAUCAGAAAUAUUUGCUUGUUCUUGUAAGUUUAUAUUUGGUCUAAAUCAGACUUCAGUAACCAAGGGUGUACAAAUUCUACUUUGAGGGCUUGUGAAAACUGUCAGUGCUGUUAUGAAAAUAUAGGUGGGCUGGUGUUAUUGAUCAGAACGGGCCUGCAGCCUAUUACUCUUAAUAGGAAAUUAUUGUUUUAAAAAAACCACCUGGGCAAGACAGCUCAACGUCAAAAAUAUCCGACAAUGCAUGGACUUUAAUGCAUGCCUAAACAUUGCUGUAUGUUAAGUUUGCUGUAGAUAACUUAAGUAUGAAUUAAUGUUUGUAUUUAUUUUUAUUGUUACAACCAUUUGAACUAACUGGGGACUUGAUAACCGUAUCACAUUGCUGACAGGGCAAUGUUAAAACACAGCGAAAUGAUUGUGGAAAGUUUUACAUCAUGAAUUGUUUGCAAUUGUUAAGAAAAAACGAUGUGAAAAUGUACACUUUUAUUGUAGGUUGUGGUUUACUAGGGAGAUGAUUGAAGAAGUGAAUACGAACCUUUCCUCCCUGUGGUUGUUGUAGAUUAGUGGUGCAAGUUAAAUUAAUUAAAUAUACGUAGCUCUCAGUUCUAAAGAAGACACACCAUAGGUUAAAGUUCAACACAGAUAAUUAAAAAUUCUGUAAUUAUAUUUAAAGUCGGUCCUAAAUUAUGAAUUUCAUGUCUUCUUAUUAACUUAUACUAUACAUAUAUACUUAGAAUUCUGUAAUCAUCAUCUUUCAUUCCGUAAAAUAAAUUUUCCAGGAUUUCAUAUCUUCACUUACUGAUUUGUUUUGAGGAAAAAGCUCAAAAUUUUAACACAUUCUAUAAAACAAUUAACAGUAUAGGUAUAUGGUAUCUAGUUAAUUUUUUUAAUUUGUUUGUCCCCUUCUCCAAACGAUUUAGAUAUCUUAUGUGAACUGAAAAGUCAUACAGUGUAUGUGUAAUUGGUGUAUAUUUAAUUGUUAUGUACAGGUACACUAACAAGCUAUGUUACUUUCGUAUACGACCACUGAUUUUGUUGAAGGUAAUGUUUUUUUCUUUCUUUCUU